Molecule: messenger RNA, 561 nt
Organism: Triticum turgidum subsp. durum (durum wheat)
Lineage: Eukaryota; Viridiplantae; Streptophyta; Magnoliopsida; Poales; Poaceae
Source: the annotation of a GenBank genome assembly
AUGGCGGCGUGCCCCGCCGCGACCACGGCUCGCGUGGGAGCAGCGCACGGAGGAGGCCUCUGGAGGAGAAGCGGGAGGAGCCCGAGCCUCCUCCCGCGCCCGGCCCGUGGCACGAGCACCACGGCGCGCGCCUCGGAGCUACAGCAGGCCCCCGCCCCCGCCCCCGCCCCGGCCGCCGCCGUCCCGACCCACAAGGUCACCGUCCACGACCGGGAGCGCGGGGUCGUCCACCAGUUCGUCGUGCCCCAGGACCAGUACAUUCUGCACACCGCGGAGGCACAGGACAUCACGCUCCCAUUCGCCUGCCGCCAUGGUUGCUGCACUAGCUGCGCUGUUAGGAUAAAAUCAGGGCAAAUAAGACAGCCUGAAGCUCUCGGAAUAUCUGCCGACUUAAGAGAGCAGGGCUAUGCUUUGUUAUGUGUUGGCUACCCAUCCUCUGAUCUUGAAGUUGAAACGCAAGAUGAAGACGAGGUAUAUUGGCUCCAGUUUGGAAGAUACUUUGCGCGGGGGCCUGUUGAUAGAGAUGAUUACGCGCUAGAGCUUGCAAUGGGAGACGAGUGA